UCAUAUUAAACUCCAUUUUCUUUAUUAAUUUAUACAGUUUAAUUUGUACAGAAAAUAGAGAUAUAUUUUAUAUAAAAUUGGGUAGACUACCACAGAAACCCUACUGCUCAACCAUAUCACUUAAGAAUUUCCUUGUUUUGGUUUUUUGUGAUAGAAAACAAUUCAUAAGUGAAGGAACAAUUAGGAUUCAUAAUACAUUUGGCAGUUACCAUACUUAAGCCCCAAUCCUUAUUUCCUAAUCAUCAAUCCUGACAAAGGAUGGGGAAUUACUUGUCAUAGGGCGUUUAGAAACCAGUCUACUUAACAUGCUUAUGAAAUUGUGUCUUUAUUAUGACUUGUGACAAUAUGAAGUCUUAGCUUUGCCCAACUAAUAUUCUAUUUGAUCUUGAUUUUGAUAUAACUUUGCAUGGCAUCCUCCUCCAAUAGUCAUUUUACUCUUCUUAACACUGCUCUUAACAUUGUCAUAGACAUUGCUCUUACAUCUACCUUGCAUAUCAUUGAUUCUUUAAGUGUCAAAGGUCUAAUAUAGGUGCUCAUAUAAUUGUGUGUGACUUCUACUAUUAGUUCUUUGUCUUGAUGUCGUAAAUUUAUGAACUAAUGUCACAGUUGUUUGUGGUCAUCUACUAGAUUAUGUAUUGAGCAAUGAUUGAAGUAUACCAUUGGUGUAAACUUGAAAUUCAAUUACAUUUAGGUUUCCAAUUUCCCAUGUCAAUGUAAUUAAAAUGCAAUUAUUAUACACAAGCCCAACCCUAGAAACCUAAAAAGUUUAAGACUAAGUGUAAUGUUUUUACAGAUCUGAUUCUUGAUCAGAAUGCCGCGUCAAAAAGACUUUGCGUGGACACAUUGCACAACAGUUUCUGGUAGCACGAAGGUCAAGUGCAAUUGGUGUCUAGAAGAGAUCAGUGGUGGAAUUUAUCGUUUCAAAUGGCAUUUGUCCAAAGAACAAGGAAAUAACACCGUGAUAUGCAAGGCAUGCCCUGCAGAUGUCUCAUAUCAAGCAAAGCAAUCUCUUGACGGGAUUGCUGAGAGUAAGGCCAAAAAGGCAAGAAUUGGUGUUGAACUAGGUUCUCGUUCUGUAGAUCCCAGGACGAACCAUUUGGGUGAGGAGGAUGGUGAAGAUGGGAGUUUUAGGGAAUCUGGGUCGACACAAUUCUAUAGCACGUGGACCAAACACAGGUGGAGGAAACACUAAUGCUUUCUUCCAACCUCGUACCACACCAGGAUCACAAACCACUUUAGAGAGUACAGGAUGGAGGAAAACUGUCACUGAACAAGCAAAGAAGGCAAUUGCUAAUUAUUGGUACUCCUCUCACACGACAUUCCAUGCUUCCAGAAAUCCAUAUUGGCAACCCAUGGUAGAUGCUAUUGCAGCUGUAGGUCCCGGGUUUCAAGUCCCAUCUUGUGAAUCAUUGAGGGUUGGUAUGCUGAAAGAUGCAGUAGAGGAUGUUCAAGAUGUUGUUAAACAACAUCGAUUGCUGUGGGCUAGAACUGGUUGCAGCAUCAUGUCAGAUGGUUGGAUAGAUAGAAGGAACCGAACUCUUAUUAACUUCCUUGUCUCUUGUGAGAUUGGCACUGUUUUUUUGAAAUCUGUGGAUGCAUCUAAUAUGAUGAAAUCCACAAAUGCAUUGUUUGAGAUGUAUGACGUGGUAGUUACGGAUGUAGGGCCACAAAAUGUGGUUCAAUUUAUCACAGACAAUGCUGCUGCUUGUGUUGCUGCAGGGAGACUUCUGACAGAUAAAUAUCAUUCCAUGUUUUUUACACCAUGUGCAACACAUUGCCUUGAUCUAACCCUAGGGGACAUUGGAAAAAUUGAAUGGGUUAAGGCGGCAUUUCAGAAAGCUCACAAGGCUACCAAAUUUGUUUAUAAUCACACAAGGGUUUUGGCUAUAAUGCGCUCUUUCACAGGAGGUAAAGAGCUAGUUCGACCAGGAGUGACAAGAUUUGCAACAUAUUUCCUUGCAUUACAAACAUUAUGUGAACAAAAAGGUAAUUUGAGGCGAAUGUUUGUUUCAGCUGAGUGGAUGGAGUCUGGUUUCACAACUCAAGCAAAUUGCAUAGCAGUGGCAGAGUAUAUGUAUUCUACCACAUUUUGGGAAUCUAUUGAACAAAUUGUAGAAUUUUCAGAGCCUUUAGUAAAAGUCUUGAGACUAGUGGAUGGAGAUAAACCCCCAAUGGGAUAUGUGUAUGAGGCCAUGGAUAGGGCCAAGGAGGUGAUAAGGAGUAAGCUGGAAAAUAACAGGGAUAAGUAUAUGCCGUUGUGGGACAUAAUUGAUAGGAGAUGGGAUGGACAAAUGCACACUCCUCUCAAUGCUGCAGGAUAUUUUCUCAAUCCUCUGCUAUUCUAUAAGACCGACUUCCUGGAAAUUGAUGCUGAGAUCAAACAAGGCUUUUUCAAGUGCAUGGAAAAAAUGUUUCCUGACUUGGAAAAAUUUGAUGUGGCUACGAUAGAGCUGGAAAUGUACAAGCAUGCUAAGGGCUUUCUCUCUUCUAGGGCUGCUAUACAAAGCAGAAAGACAAUUCAACCAGUUGCAUGGUGGGCUUCUUUUGGAGAUGAAAUACCAAAUUUGAGGUGGAUGGCGGUGCGUAUUUUGAGCCAACCAUGUAGCUCAUCAGCUUGUGAGCGUAAUUGGAGUGUGUUUGAACACAUACAUUCUAAGAAACGCAACCGCCUAUCACAACAACGACUGAAUGACUUGGUAUUUGUUCAUCACAACCUCUGCUUGAAGAUAAGGAAAGCUCAAGGAACUAUUGAGGAAUGCUUGCCAAUUGACCUCGAUGAGAUAUCGAUGCUGAUGAUGUUGAUGAUGAUGUUGAUGAUGAUUAUGUUGUUGCUGAUCGUCCGCUUGUGUCUGAAGAUUUUGAUAUCAUGAGGCAAGCCAACUUUCGUCCUGAAUGGGUUGAAGGAAUUAGGACAGGCUCUUACCCAGGAGCUUCAUCAUCAGGGCCUCCUGCCCUCUAGCAUGUCAUUGCCUACAUUUGAGAUUUUGGAAUUUUGUACUUAGUUUACAGGUUGACUUUGUUCAAAGUCACAAACUAUAUUGUAAUUGACAUUUUGACAUCUAUCACCAUCUAGAUAUUAUUUAUGGUGUAGUAUAUUUUGUGGAACGUAAUCAGUGAUAUGAAUAUAAACAACGAAAAUCUAUUUCCUGCAAUUCAUGUUUUCAAGUGUCUAUUUUA
Molecule: messenger RNA, 3177 nt
Organism: Cryptomeria japonica (Japanese cedar)
Lineage: Eukaryota; Viridiplantae; Streptophyta; Pinopsida; Cupressales; Cupressaceae
Exons: 3
Coding region: 1110-2870 (586 amino acids)
Molecular function (GO): protein dimerization activity
Source: RefSeq, a predicted model, not a curated record